Molecule: messenger RNA, 1313 nt
Organism: Nothoprocta perdicaria
Lineage: Eukaryota; Metazoa; Chordata; Aves; Tinamiformes; Tinamidae
Gene: CRYAB
Product: crystallin alpha B
Exons: 3
Coding region: 140-664 (174 amino acids)
Biological process (GO): protein refolding; response to heat
Molecular function (GO): protein folding chaperone; structural constituent of eye lens
Source: RefSeq, a predicted model, not a curated record
GGACAAUAAAAUCCCUGACAUCACGGUUCGCGCGGGCUCGGCGGGGGGAGGUCAGGCCGGCCACUCGGCUAUAAAGUAGCCCUGCUCCCCGCACAGCCUUGCAGUGCAGUCGCCGGCCCCGCUCCUCACGCACCUUCCAAUGGAUAUCACCAUCCACAACCCCCUCAUCCGCCGGCCGCUCUUAUCUUUGGUGGCGCCAAGUCGCAUCUUUGACCAGACUUUUGGAGAGCAUCUGCAGGAGUCAGAGCUGCUCCCUACCUCCCCUGGCCUCAGCAGCUUCCUGAUGCGGUCCCCCAUCUUUCGGAUGCCCAGCUGGAUAGAGACGGGGCUCUCUGAGAUGCGACUGGAGAAAGACAAGUUUACUGUAAACCUUGAUGUGAAGCAUUUCUCUCCUGAGGAACUGAAAGUGAAGGUAUUAGGGGACAUGAUAGAUAUCCAUGGGAAACAUGAGGAGCGCCAGGACGAGCAUGGCUUUAUUGCCAGGGAGUUCAGCAGGAAAUACAGGAUUCCAGCUGACGUGGAUCCCCUGACCAUAACCUCAUCACUCUCUUUGGAUGGCGUCUUGACAGUGAGUGCACCAAGGAAACUAAGUGACCUGCCUGAGCGCACGAUCCCUAUCACCCAUGAGGAGAAGCCUGCCAUUACAGGAGCCCAAAGGAAGUAGGCUGCUAUUUAAAGUCAGACUCGGGCUUUUCAAGAACAGUUCACGCCACAUGCCAGCUGUAGUGAAUGGCCACUCUUAUUUAUUUAUGCUGAGUAAAUUUACUAACAAAUAAAACCUGAAUAAGCACUUUGUAUUUUUGUUUCUGAAUGCUCAGGACAUGCGAAGUGUUGUCUUAAUAGAGCUGCAUAAGCUUCCUGUGCAGUGAAACAUACCUGGCAUCAUUCCUGCUUACAGCCUGAACACUGGUGUGUCCAGGAAAGCUUGUCCUGGUGGUCAGAAUCACUUUGCUGGUUUCAUUUCAUUUCAUUACUCCCAUGUUUUGCAAAUGUCUAAUUGCAUGAGCCCUUUCCCUCAGUUUUUCUGAAUGUGUUUCACAAGCAAUUGGAAAGUCUCUCUGCAGGAGACUAGACUGAUAAGACAAUUACAUGACAGUUGAAACCCAUUCUAAAUGCGGGUCUUAGAUAUCAACUGAAUGGAGGACAAUUGUAUCUUAAAUCUCUACAAUGACUCAUGGUAUGGGGAAGUGUCCAAGUGCUGCAACCAAUUCAGACCGUUUGCAAAUGACAGUUGCAUAGUUGCUGUAAACAGAUACGCCCAGAGCAGAGAAAAAUGUCCUGCUCUCAUGGUGCAAAUCACAUCAUUUUGAAAC